AUGGGCAGCUAUAUAGGAGGCGGAGCCAGUUUGUUGAGUCCCAACAACAUCAGCACCAGCGUCAUGUUGCCCGUAUAUUCACUCACCCUUCCGCUCCUUCUCGCUCAACAUGUCUGGGGUGCUGAACCCAAUCAGCCCUCCAACACCGCCCGCACCUGGACCGAGUCCCAUGAUCUCGCCAAAAAAUUUGUCUCCAAGCUAACUCUGGAGCAAAAAGUAAACAUGACUACUGGCGUGGGUUGGGAAGGUGGCCCUUGUGUCGGUAAUAUUGCCGCUCAACCCGAGGUUCACUGGCCUGGUCUCUGUCUCCAAGACAGUCCUCUCGGUAUUCGGUUCGCAGAUCGAGUCACUGCUUUCCCAGCUGGUAUCAAUGCCGGCGCUACUUGGGAUCGUGACAUGAUCCGACGCCGCGGCGAGGCAAUGGCCCGCGAGUUCAAGGGAAAGGGUGUGCACGUUGCGUUGGGGCCGAUGAUGAAUCUUGGGCGUGUGGCUGCGGGUGGACGAAACUGGGAAGGCUUUGGUGCCGAUCCCUACCAUGUCGGUGAAGCCUCCUAUGAGACUAUCAUUGGUAUCCAAAAUGAAGGUGUUCAAGCUUGUGCAAAACAUUACAUUAACAACGAGCAAGAGCAUUACCGUACCACAUCCUCGUCCAACGUUGAUGACCGUACUCAGCACGAGCUGUAUGCUCAUCCGUUCCUGCGAAGCGUGAUGGCUGGGGUUGCAAGCGUGAUGUGUUCAUACAGUGAGUUCCUGCAGCGUCUUUAUUUUCUCCAUGGGGAAAUGGUGUCAUUGGGCGCGUAUUUGUAUAACCACGCCGAAUCCGUGCUUCCGAGCCCCAGUGCAACGAUUGCGGGGUUUGCAUUGGAAGGGCACCUGAACCCCGAGUAUCCGUCUUCACCGUCAGUGUAUCUAAUCAACGGCACUUGGGCAUGUGAGAACGACUAUACCCAAAACGUCAUCUUGAAACACCAAAUGGGUUUCCGAGGCUAUAUCAUGUCCGAUUGGCAAGCGACUCAUUCCACCAUCUCGGCUGCUCGGGGAUUGGAUAUGACCAUGCCCGGAGAUAUUACCUUCCAUUCCAACGACUCGUACUUUGGUGCCAAUUUGACUGCUGCAGUCAAGAAUGGCGAAGUCACCGAGGACCGUGUUACCGACAUGGCCGAACGAAUUGCCGCCGCGUGGUAUCUUGUCGGACAAGACAAGGGUUACCCAGACGUCAACUUCGACUCGUUCAGACCCCAGGACCCGAUCAACAAACACGUCGAUGUGCAAGAAGAUCAUUACGAGCUUGUUCGGGAGAUGGGCGCCGCUUCGACCGUGUUGCUGAAGAACGUGAAUGACACUUUACCUUUGAAGAAGCCCAUUACUAUUGCAUUGAUCGGUUCUGAUGCUGGCCCAGCUCAACGCGGUCCUAACGGAUACGCUGACCGUGGUGGAUUGGACGGAACCCUGGCUAUGGGGUGGGGUUCUGGAACUGCUGAGUUCCCUUAUUUGAUCUCGCCUCUCGAAGCUCUCCAACAACGCGCCAAGCAGGACCACACCACCAUCGGAUGGUGGCUCAACGACUGGGACACUGUCGGUGCUGCGAAUGCUGCUGCUAACAAGGAUGUCGCUCUGGUUUUCGUUGCCAGUGACUCUGGAGAACAGUACAUUACUGUUGAUGGAAACGAGGGUGACAGGAAUAACUUGACUGCUUGGCACAAUGGGGAUGAGCUCGUCAAGGCCGUUGCUGCUGCCAACAAGAACACUGUCGUUGUCGUUCAUUCCGUCGGUCCGAUAAUUGUUGAACCUUGGGUUGACCACCCCAACGUUACUGCUAUCCUCUGGGCUGGUCUUCCUGGACAAGAGUCAGGGAACUCGCUUGUCGAUAUUGUUUACGGCGAUGUCAACCCCUCUGCCAAGUUGCCCUACACCAUUGCUAAGAAGCCCGAGGACUACUCUGCCCAGGUGGUCUACAAUGACCCUAGCGAGCAACCUCAGAUCCCAUAUACCGAGGGUCUAUUGAUUGACUACCGCUGGUUCGACGCUAAAAACAUUGAGCCUCGCUACGAGUUUGGAUUUGGUCUUUCUUACACAACCUUUGAGUACUCCAACUUGAAGGUCGCUCGUGCUGAAGAUGCUCUCUCGAAGGAGCUUAUCUGGUGGGAUGGUGGCGUCAGCGGCAACAAGACUGGAGCCAGCAUCGAGACUUGGCUCCACGACGCGCUGUUCAAGGUCUCGUUCACGGUAAAGAACACUGGCAAGGUUGCUGGAAGCGAAGUUGCGCAGAUGUACAUCAACCCUCCUGCCGGAGCCAACGAGCCCCCUAGCGUCCUCCGUGGAUUCGACAAGAUCAAGCUCGCACCUGGCGAGUCCAAGACCGUCGAGUUGGUGUUGUCGAGGUACGACCUGAGUAUCUGGGACGUGGAGAGGCAAGGGUGGGCAAGGAUGGACGGAACUGUUGGAGUUUGGGUGGGCUCCAGCAGCCGGGACCAGAGGUUGAACGGAACAAUAUUUUAG
Molecule: messenger RNA, 2499 nt
Organism: Rhizoctonia solani
Lineage: Eukaryota; Fungi; Basidiomycota; Agaricomycetes; Cantharellales; Ceratobasidiaceae
Product: glycoside hydrolase family 3 protein
Exons: 17
Coding region: 1-2499 (832 amino acids)
Biological process (GO): glucan catabolic process
Molecular function (GO): beta-glucosidase activity
Source: RefSeq, a predicted model, not a curated record